GCGCGCGAGCAAAUUUGCUUACUCGCAAACUUCGUACCUGCAUUCGUGACGUAUUUCUCAGAUUUAAAUGUUCUCUGUCGGCACAAAUAUAUAUAUUACCUAAUACGUAUAACUGGUAUUAUGGAAUAAAGUUAUCCAACUAGUUUCCUUGCUUAGUGUCCGAGCCGUCGUGAGAGACGGUCGCGCGGUGUCCGAACAGUAAACAUGAAUAUAGUACUCAUAUUGUGUGUCUUCGCGGUUAGUGCAAGCUUUGCGAGUGGACAGACGUGUACACUUCCAAACAACGAUAAAGGUACUUGCAAGAUCUUAGGCGAGUGCGAGGCGGUGAAAAAAAUUUUCGACAAGAAAAUUAAAACAAUCCAGGACGAGAAUUUCCUGAGGGAUACUAACUGUGGAUAUGAAGGGAAAACACCAAAGGUGUGCUGUCCUGAGUCAGAGAAGUUCUCCUGCCUGACGCCCAACAGCAAGCCAGGGGAGUGCGUUAACAUACAGAAGUGCACACACCUCGCCGAGAUACAGGAUGAUCCACUUAAUGAAGAGGAGAAGGUGUUCCUCAAGAAUUCUGUUUGCGCCGGCCCUGAAGAAAACAGCGUCUGUUGCGGCCCAGAAGUAUCGUCAGCAGUUCCUGCCAAAAAUGUACCGGUGACUUGUGAACAAUCAGCGUUUCCCCCGGACCCUGACAGCGACUGCUGCGGCUUGGACUCCAGCGUGAGUGAUAGAAUCAUUGGUGGCACCGCAACUGGCAUCAACCAGUACCCUUGGCUAGUGAUAAUAGAAUACGCCAAACUGGAAACAUCGAGACUGUUGUGCGGCGGAUUCCUCAUCAGCAACAAAUACGUCCUCACCGCGGGUCACUGUGUCAAGGGACCUAUUCUGGAAGCGGGAACGCCCAAAUUCGUUCGUCUCGGAGAAUACAACACGACGAAUGAGGGACCCGACUGCGUUUCGAAAAGUGGGGGCCAACCAGAUUGCAACCAAGGCAUUUUACGGGCACCAAUAGAUGAGAUCAUACCUCAUCCAGACUACUUGAAGCCAAACAAUAUUUACGGACAGCACGAUAUAGCCCUCAUCAGGCUCAGGGUCUGGGCACCUAGAACAGAAUUCAUCCGUCCUAUUUGCCUGCCGAAGAUGGAUUACACACUGUCGCUGCCAGCAAAUUUCAAGUUCCUAGUCGCCGGUUGGGGGGUACAUUAUCAAGAUUUUGAAUAUAGAAUAUUCGAAACAAGUGAAGUAAAGCUGCAUGUUGAUGUACCCUAUAUUACUCGUGAAGACUGCCAAGAGAAAUUGCGGAACUUAACAGACCUAUACAUAUUAUCUAACGGCAGAAAAGUUCCUGUUAAUGUAACUGUGUGGAAUGGACAGCUUUGCGCCGGUGGCGUAGAGGGUAAAGACUCCUGCAAAGGUGACUCCGGCGGUCCUCUGAUGUAUGAGAAGGAGAGAAAGUACACAGCUGUAGGGAUGGUCAGCUAUGGGUCGAGCAAAUGUGGGAGGCAGGACAUUCCCGCUAUAUAUACAAACAUUUACGCCUAUCUCCCGUGGAUCAAAGCUACAUUAAAGGAAUAAGAAUAACAGAUAUCUUCGGCUGUACUUUAUUCAUAAGUAAAAGUCAAAACUAAUAACUAUCAGCUGUUUCCAAUAAUCCCAAUCUCGAUCUUCAAUCCGAUUUCGAGAAUGAACCAAUUAAAAUAACUCAUUUGUAAAAAUGUCAAAAAAUCUUUGUUUUGAUUGGUCAAUCAUUGAGACAGAUCGAAAAAAGCGAUUGGGAUCGUAUAUUGAAAACUAGCUCUUGUCCGCGGCACCGCUCGGAUGAUAAAGUUUUCGGGCUAAAGUUUUCGUUAUAAAAGUCACGCUAUAUAUUUUCCUGGGAUAGAAAGUUGUCAAUAUUCUUUGCAGGGUGCUCAAACUAUCUUCAUACCAAAUUUCAUCUAAAUCAGUUGGGAUGUUUUUGGGUUUAACCCGUCAGACAGGCAUACAGAUGCAGCGGGGGACUUUGUUUCAUAAUACAUUCCUUAGAACUUUUUAAGAGUAACAAUUCCGUCAUACGUAUUUCUUUCGUUUAAACCGUUUACUCAGCGCACGCAACGGAAGCUCUCAAGAGUAAUAACAUUUUCCCCGUUUUUGCAAUUUUUUUAUUGAUGCACUACUACAAUUGGUCAUAGCGUGAUGUUAUGAUAUAUCCUUCCUCGAUAAAGGAGUUUUCCAACACUAAAACAAUUUAUCAAUUAGAACCUAUAAUUCCUAAGAUUAGCGCGUUCAAACAAAUAAACAAAUUCUUUAGCUUUCUAUAAUUGUAUAGAUAAACAAAUGAUAAUAAAUGAAUAGCCUUUUCACACCUGUAUGUGUUUAUUGUAUUUUUUUUGUCUUUACUGGUGGCAGGUCUCUCACAGAGAGUUCGCCUGGUUAGGUACAGCCACAAUGUCUAUUUCUACCGCCAAGCAGCAGUGUGUGUAAUAUUUGUUAUUAUAGAACUCAUUUGUAAUGUGGUACAUACUGUUUUGUUGUUUUGUAUUAAUGGUUUAAGUUUAUGCGAAUGACAUUAAAAUGAUUUUAAAGAUGGAA
Messenger RNA from Manduca sexta (tobacco hornworm), 2559 nucleotides. RefSeq names its product phenoloxidase-activating enzyme. The transcript has 8 exons. NCBI's taxonomy places the organism in Eukaryota, Metazoa, Arthropoda, Insecta, Lepidoptera, Sphingidae. Bases 205 to 1563 code for a protein of 452 amino acids. The record is from RefSeq and is a predicted model, not a curated record. Gene Ontology annotation, biological process: proteolysis. Gene Ontology annotation, molecular function: serine-type endopeptidase activity.